AUGCGCAUCUUUACUACAGGGCUGUUGCUCUGGCCACUCUCGCUCAUUAAUCUAGUAUCGGCCUUCCCGGGGUCGAUAAACGGCUACGAUGGCCACUCAGGGCAUCGAGACAUGCACAAGCCUUGCCCAUAUGCACAAACCCAGGACCAGGGCAAGCCGAAGACGGAACAUGAAAAGCGGUUUCUAUUCAAUUUGAUGAAAUCGCCUGUUGAUAUUACCGGCGAACAUACGUUCCAGCCCCCGGACUUCGAGAACGGUGACCAGCGAGGCCCCUGUCCCGGCCUCAAUGCACUCGCAAACCAUGGAUACAUCCCGGAGCGGAGUAGUAUCGUCUACGGCAUGGGCGUUGACUUGGCUACGAUCCUCGCGAUCAUGGGUACUAUAUGGACUGGGGACGUGCUGUCUCUCGAUCCCAGUUUCUCCAUCGGGGGUCCCGAUACUGGCGUUAACAACCUCCUAAAUAACUUGGGCGGUGUUCUCGGCGAACCCCAGGGCCUGAUUGGCUCACACAACUUUAUCGAAGCAGACUCCUCCAACACGCGAGACGAUCUCUACGUUACGGGCAACAGCUGGACACUGAAUAUGAGCAAAUUUAUGACUUGGUAUAAUAUGUCUUCCGACGGCACUUACGAUAUGAGUCUCAUGGCCGAACGCGCAAAGAUCCGUAUGGAUCAAACUAUCCAUACAAACCCGGAUUUCUACUACGGACCUGUAACUGGGCUCAUUGCUCGCAACGCCGGUUAUAUUUUCUCAGGUCGACUGUUUCGAAAUCACUCGACUGAAAAUCCAGAAGGAACGCUGACUAAGAGCCACCUCCGGAAUUUCUAUGGCAUUUACGGUCCGGAACAUAAUCUCACUUACCGCGAAGGCUGGGAAAGAAUACCCGAGAACUGGUACAAGACGCCUGUGGACUAUGGACUCAUCUCACUCAACGUGGACAUCAUUGGCUUCAUAUCGAGAUAUCCGGAGCUUGGCAGCAUCGGAGGCAAUGUGGGCGAAGUAGACAGCUUUGCCGGAGUUGAUCUAGGUGAUUUAACAGGUGGUGUCUUGAACUUGGCUGGCUUACUGAAAGAUAAUAAUUUGCUGUGCUUUGUGACUGAAGUGUUGAAGUUUGCCAGCCCCAACGCGCUUGCUGGGAUAUACUCGGCCGUAGCUAAGCCGUUGGAGUUUGUCACCAAUAUUCUCGCUGUGCCUUUGCUCAACUUUACCUGUCCGGCAUUCCAAGAUCUUCAAGUUGGGGGAAGCCGCUAUGGGAGGCGCUUCAAGACGACUUCCCCGGCGCUCGGAAGAGCAAACGUUCGCUUUAGAUAUUCUGGGCUUACUGGGAUGGGCGGUACUAUAAAUUAUCAAGCAAUCUCAUCUGUUUUAUAG
Molecule: messenger RNA, 1371 nt
Organism: Penicillium verrucosum
Lineage: Eukaryota; Fungi; Ascomycota; Eurotiomycetes; Eurotiales; Aspergillaceae
Product: peroxidase family protein
Exons: 6
Coding region: 1-1371 (456 amino acids)
Molecular function (GO): peroxidase activity
Source: RefSeq, a predicted model, not a curated record